Molecule: messenger RNA, 1721 nt
Organism: Rotaria sp. Silwood1
Lineage: Eukaryota; Metazoa; Rotifera; Eurotatoria; Philodinida; Philodinidae
Source: the annotation of a GenBank genome assembly
CCAAUCUUUCAAAAAUAUCUUCCAAAACAAUUAUCUCAAGUAUUAGAACAUUGGCUUUCAGAUGGCACAUUAGAUGCAGAUCAAAAACAAAUCUUUCGAACUUGUGCAGAAUUUCUUCUUCGAUCAACUAAAACAGAUUCCAAUGCUAAACAAUGGAUUAGUCAACAAAGUGAACUAAUUAAUUUUACUGAAAAGUGUUUAAAUGAAAUAGGAGCUUAUGGUUAUUAUAUUGAAAUUGGUUGUUUAGAAGAUCCAAAUUUAGAAUCAUUUGAUUGGCUUAUUCAAGCAUUUGGAAAUGUUCAAUGUAAACAAUUACUUGAUGUUCUUGUUAAAUGUGUAACUAGUCGUUUUUAUGUUGAUGCUUUGCGUGGUUUAAGUGAAGGUAAAUCAACAUCUUUAAGUAUUACUGAGCAUUUUCUUCUUGUUACUUGUCCAAAUUAUAUUGUAACUUGCGAUAGAGAUAAAAGUUAUUCUUCAAAAAUAGCUAAUGAAAUGUUAAAUCAUUAUGAUGAUCUACUAGCACAUUUCCUUCCUCAUGUUAAACAAUGGACUACAUCGAUUAUGUCAUGUUUAUUUUAUCCAAUGAAAAUCGUUUUAUCAACUAUUCCAUCAUUACCAUAUGAACAAAGAAAACCUAUGUAUGAUAUUAUUCUAGCUAUACUUUUAAAUACAUCAACAAGCAGUACAAAUAUUGGAGAAGUACAUGAUAAAUUGAUUUAUACGUCACUUUGUUUAUUAACUGAAAUAGUUCGAUGUGAUAGAGUAUUAUCAAAUGAAUUAAAAAAUAAAAGUGAUGCAAAAUCUGAUUUAAUCAAAGUAUUAAAUGAUUUAUCAAAAUAUGAAAGUAACGAACAAAUACAGUUAAAAGCAAUAGAAUUAACUUCAUUAUUAGUUCCAGAAGAAGAAUUUCGCAAAGAAAACAAUGCAGAACGGGUAACUGGCCUCUUUCUUCAAAAUUUCAAUGCCGCACUUCAAAGUGGAAAAUCUAACAAAGUAAAUGCAGUUCUAAGAGGAUUUAGAGAUUUGGUAGGAAACGAUGAUGUUAAAGAAGAAGUCAUAAAACAAAAUGCAUUACCCUCAAUAAUCAAAUUUGCAAAAGAAACCAAUGAUGAUCCAUUACCAUUAGAAAUAGUCUACGCAAUGACAUUCAACACUGAUGCAAAAAAAAUUAUUUGUGAAGGCACAGAAUUUGUUGAUCAUGUAAAACAAUUACGUGAUUCUGAAAAAAAAGAUGUCUCAAAAAUGGCACAUGGAAUUAUGUGGAAAAUAGAAGAUGAAGAAAAAUUUAAACAAAGAGGAGAACAAAAAAAUAAAGAAAAACCACAAAAUGAUAAAUCUGGAGACGAUGCAUCAAAAGGAAGAUCUGAUACAGAUUCAAUACAAUAUGAUAUGAUGAUUUCAUAUUGUUGGGCACAAAAAGAUUUAUGUCAUAAAAUAAAUGAUCGUCUAGAACAAGAUGGUUAUAAAGUUUGGUUAGAUAGAGAUGAAAUGCGUGGAUCAAUCAUCGAAAGUAUGGCUGAAGCUAUUGAACAAUCACGAUUUGUACUUAUAUGUAUGUCAAGUAACUAUAAGAAGAGUACUAAUUGUAAAGCUGAAGCUGAAUAUGCAUUCAAUCGAAAAAGUAAAAUAAUUCCACUUAUUGUUGAACCUCAAUAUAAGGCUGAUGGAUGGUUAGGAUUUUUGGCUGGUUCAAAAAUUUAUGUUGAUUUUGCUGAUAAAGA